Molecule: messenger RNA, 1796 nt
Organism: Arachis ipaensis
Lineage: Eukaryota; Viridiplantae; Streptophyta; Magnoliopsida; Fabales; Fabaceae
Gene: TBL27
Product: TRICHOME BIREFRINGENCE-LIKE 27
Cellular component (GO): Golgi apparatus
Molecular function (GO): O-acetyltransferase activity
Source: RefSeq, a predicted model, not a curated record
GAAGAAGAGAGAGAGAGAGAGAGACACACACACAAAAACAAGGGACCAAAGCAAGAAAGAAAGAAAGAAAGGGAGUUUAAAGAAAGAAAUGGGAAGUACAAUCCCAUUAUUCAAAGAACAAUCCUUGUUUGUAAUCACCAAGAAGCUUCUUCCAUGGACACUCUAUGCUUUGCUUCCAUUAGCUCUACUUCGCUUGUACUUCUACCCUUUACCCCUUCCUCCUUCCCCAGAAACUGAACUUCCCCAUUCAUCAACCCCCAUCACCAUAGCUACCCACUCUUCUCUUUCUUCUUCAACCCCUCCUCCUCUUUCUUCACCUUCAUCAACUUCAGAAAAGGAAAAAGGUGGUGAUGAUGAAACAUCAUGCGACUACUUCAAUGGAGAAUGGGUCCGUGAUUUGAGAGGCCCUUUGUACAAUGGAAGCACAUGCAGCACCAUUAAAGAAGGCCAGAAUUGCAUCAAACAUGGAAGACCUGACUCAGGGUACCUUCAUUGGAGAUGGAAGCCAAGCCAAUGCAAUCUUCCAAGGUUUGAUCCUAAUGCUUUUCUCCAACUUGUUAGAAACAAGCACAUAGCUUUUGUUGGUGAUUCAAUGGCUAGGAACCAGUUAGAGUCCCUUCUUUGCAUGUUAUCUACUGUUUCGGAACCUAACCUUGUAUACCGCAAUGGAGAGGAUAAUAAAUUCCGGAAAUGGCAUUUUGUUUCCCACAAUGCAAGUGUGUCUGUGUAUUGGUCACCUUUUCUUGUUCAUGGUGUUGAGAAAUCUAGUUCAGGGCCUAAUCAUAAUGUGUUGCAUUUGGACCGUGUUGAUGAGAGGUGGGGUAAGGAUAUGGACCGAAUCGACUUGAUGGUGCUUUCGAUCGGUCAUUGGUUCUUGCAUCCAGCUGUUUAUUACGAGGGCGAUUCAGUUCUCGGAUGCCAUUAUUGUCCCGGUCUUAAUCACACUGAAAUUGGGUUCUAUGAUGUAUUGAGGAAGGCUUUGAGGACUACACUUAGUAGCAUAAUUGAGAGGAGAGGUGGUGGUAGGGAAAAUAAUAAUGGGAUUGAUGUGAUUGUGACAACUUUUUCGCCGGCACAUUUCGAGGGUGAGUGGGAUAAGGCCGGGGCUUGUCCGAAGACUAAGCCAUUUAGGAACAGGGAGAAAGAGCUUGAAGGGAUGGAUGCCGAUGUGAGGAAGAUUGAGAUUGAAGAAGUGGAAGAUGCUGAGGACACCCUGGUCCUUACAUGUACCCUUUUCCAUUUGCUAAUGGGGUUCAAGAGCGAGUUCAAAAUGAUUGUGUUCAUUGGUGCUUGCCGGGGCCUAUAGAUACAUGGAAUGAGAUCUUUCUCGAGAUGAUGAAGAAGUGGGAGCGAACGACCGUGCGCGUGGAGUGAAUGAAAGCCGAGGUACUUCCUCUGCUUCAAAAUAACAUUAAUUUGGAUAAAAUUAUACAUUGAACUUUCAAUGUACUGCUUUAUCUAGGUUGAUUGUUAUUAUGAAACAGAGUAAUUUUUUUCCCGUAUCUUGUUAAUUUUAGUAGUGUUUUUUUAUUAUUUUAAAUUUUUUAAUAUGUUAUUGUAUUUAUCACUUGAAUGUUAGAUAUUGAAUUGGGAAGGAUCAAUUUUGUUGUUGGUAGAAAGAACAAAGAACAAAUAAGGGAUUCUUUUGUAUUUGGUAAAGAGAAAUUUUAAUGAAUUAGGGAGUGGUUGGUUUACUCUUCUAUACUUUGUUGGGGCUAUGUUCUUCCAUGAUGGAAAAAGCACUAUCUAUUGAUAGAGAAAUGGAGAAUGACAAAUUAAUAAGGGUGUGCAAAGCA